Messenger RNA from Cyphellophora attinorum, 363 nucleotides. RefSeq lists its product as uncharacterized. Gene Ontology annotation, biological process: lipid storage; phospholipid biosynthetic process; lipid droplet organization. Gene Ontology annotation, cellular component: endoplasmic reticulum membrane. The record is from RefSeq and is a predicted model, not a curated record. NCBI's taxonomy places the organism in Eukaryota, Fungi, Ascomycota, Eurotiomycetes, Chaetothyriales, Cyphellophoraceae. Bases 1 to 363 code for a protein of 120 amino acids. The transcript has a single exon.
AUGGCUACAGCACAACGGAGGCUCCCGCAGACCCGUCCGUCAACAUACCUUCUUCUGGUGUAUCCCAUCAUUCUCGCCCUCGGUUCAACCUGGUCUGUGAUAUCACCCUCGUUCGACCCUCAGGCGCUGGGUUUGGAUCAGAAUGUCAAACCAAACUACUUCGCUGGCAAAGGAAACCUUGUGAACCAGUACUUCGUGAAGCUCGGCUGGCUCUGGACGACACUCGCCUUCACGUUACUACAACUCACUACGCGACCUCCAGCAUCUUCCAAGCAGAAGCACUACGUACAAGCAGCUAUCCGAUACGCCAUCGUCACAACUUCCUGGUACCUGGUCACGCAGUGGUUCUUUGGCCCCGCUUGA